Planococcus citri (citrus mealybug) is the source of this 1759-nucleotide messenger RNA. Its product is annotated as sialin-like. Lineage: Eukaryota; Metazoa; Arthropoda; Insecta; Hemiptera; Pseudococcidae. The transcript is spliced from 10 exons. The record is from RefSeq and is a predicted model, not a curated record. Gene Ontology annotation, molecular function: transmembrane transporter activity. Gene Ontology annotation, cellular component: membrane. The coding region runs from base 147 to 1685 and encodes 512 amino acids. Gene Ontology annotation, biological process: transmembrane transport; monoatomic anion transport.
CUAGUCAGUCUGCUAGCUGUGAUUGUAAAUUCCCAAAUUAUACGACAAUAUUUUAUUAGGCAUGCGAAUAUAGAAGCAAAACAUGUUGCAUCAGUUGCUUAUUUUUUAAUAAUUAUUUCGAGAAAACAGAAAGUGAUUGGUUUGAUAUGAAGAACGAAGAGGACCAUGAUGAAGAUCAACAGGUUGCUUUGGAGCUUUUGGAAAGGACAGCGGAUAAAAUCAAAGAUGAACCACAACCCAGUUUGGAAAUACCUCCUUUACUAUUUUCCAAGCGUUUAUUCGUGACGAUUAUGCUAUUUCUUUGCUACGUGAAUUUCCAAGUGCUGAGAAAUAAUAUGAAUAUCGCUAUUGUCGAAAUGAUAUCGAAUAAAACAAUCAUCCAAGGCAAUGAAAACACUACGCAACUCGCAGAAUUCAACUGGGAUUCAACAACCGCCGGUGUAGUUACGAGUAUAAUCAACUACGGAGGUCAACUCGCAUUCGCCAAUGGAUUUUUAAUUAAUAAAAUGGGAGCAUCGACGAGCUCCGGUGUGUGUAUGCUUUUGGCUGGUAUUACAACUUUCCUGCAUCCAGUCUCUCUGCAACUUGGUUUCUAUGUGUUCUUAGCGAUACGUUUUUUCACUGGUAUUUUAGAGGCAGUAUUUUACUCAAGUACUCCUUCCAUAGCAUCGAUGUGGUUCCCAUUGCAGGAGAGAUCAACGCUGAUAGCCCAUAGUAUGAAUGGAAUAAAUGUUGGUGUGGCACUGGUGUAUCCUUUUUGCGGAUAUCUGGCCCAUACAUGGGGAUGGCGGAUGGUAUUUUAUGUCACAGGCCUUAAGUCCGUCCUUGUAUCUAUAUGUUUCCUAAUUUUGGUAAAAAAUCAUCCUAGCCAAGAUAGUAACAUUUCAAAAGCUGAAGUCGCGUAUAUCCUUCGAGAAACCGAGGUUACUUCAUUGACACCUGAAAAACAUAACAACACUAGCACCAUGAAAGAAAAGCUAUUCCAAAUUCUCAGUGUAUUCAAACUUCUUUUGACUUCGGGACCGAUUUGGGCCCUUUUCACACUCAUAUUCACUUACAUGUGGAUAGCUUCGGUGAUAUCGGCUUGUUUACCUUCAUAUUUCAAAGAUGUCACAGGAAAGAACAGCGAUGAAAUUGGGUACAUAUCUUUCAUCCCUAAUGCUGUGUAUAUAUUCAUGUUCCCCAUCACAGGAGCCUUGAUGGAUUAUUGGAAAAAUCAUAGUAAUGUUACAACAGCAACGAUUCAUAAAACAUUGCUCAGUAUAGCUUACAUCUCAAGCGUGGUUUUCUUCAUAGCGAUUACAUAUGUCACUGAUCUGACCACAAUACUAGCUUUUUUCGUUUCGAUUCAAAUUUUCACUCCAUGUGCUCCAUUAAUUAUAUCAAUUAUGACGGUCAGCCUUGCUCCCAAUCAUGUCAGCCAUGUUUCCAGCUUCUGUACGAAUUUCUUUUCUUUGGGUGCAGUUUUGGUUCAAACUGUUUCAGGAAUCAUGACCCCAAAUCACACUUUUCAAGAAUGGAACAACUCUUUCAUUUUGGCAGCCGGUAUCGCGAUAUUCGGUAACUUAAUGGUCCUGAUGUUUGGAUCUAGCGAUGCUCAGAAGUGGUCUUUGUCACCGCCUUUGAAGGAAGCCAAUUCUCUAACUGAUAAAAGUUUGCGAACGAAUGGUGCGAUUGGUUGUUGAAUUUUUUUUCAAAUCUGAAAAACUACGCCUGUUUAGUAUUUUGUACCUGUCUAAUAAAUUUAUAUUAAAUUUUU